AUGUCUCUGCCUCUGGAAAACCCUCCAGAUGGGGGCUGGGGUUGGCUGAUCGUCCUUUCCGGAUUCCUGGUCAACUCCCUCACUUACGGGGUCUUGAGAUCUCUGGGCAUCCUCUUUGAAGAACUGGUGGAAGCUUUCGACGCCAGCGCUGCCCAGGUCUCCUGGGUGACAUCCAUCGCCUUGGCAACAAAGCAGCUGGCUAGUCCCGUUGGUACGGCUGCUAGCAUGCGGUUCGGAGCUCGUCCGGUGGUCAUGUUAGGAGGCCUCCUCUCCUCUCUGGGCAUCUUCUGGGCUUCCUUCAGCACCAGCUUGCUCCAGUUGUAUCUCACCUUGGGGUUUCUGACAGGUUUCGGCUGGGCGCUGGCCUUCGCCCCCGUCAUGGGCACCCUCUCGCGCUACUUCUCGUCUCGGCGCUCCCUGGCGAUGGGCCUGGCGCUCAUGGGCAACGGCCUCUCCUCCUUCGCCUUCUCCCCGCUGCUGAGGCUCCUGGCUGACUCCCUGGCGUGGCGGGGGGCUCUGCUUGCCACCUCCGCCCUGGGCCUCCACCUCUUGGUCUGCGGGGCCCUCCUGCGCCCGCUGAGCCUGCGAGGCGACCUCCCGCACUCGGGGUCGCGCUUCGACCUGGGCCUGUUCGCCGAGAGGGGCUUCGCGGCCUUCUCCCUCGGCGCCGCCCUGCUGGCCGCCGGCUACUUCACGCCUUACGUCCACCUGGAGCCCUACGGGCGGGCGAUGGGCCUUGGACCCUACGAAGCCGCAGCUGUCGUGUCGGCCGCCUCCCUCUCGGACGCUCUGGCCCGGCUGCUGGCCGGCUGCCUGGCUGACCGGCGUCUUCUGUCCCCGGUCCGCCUCCUCGUCCUCUGCAGUGCCCUGACCGCCUGCAGCCUCCUCCUCUUCCCGCUCGCCUCGUCCUUCGCAGAUGCCCUCGGACUGGCCCUGCUCUACGGCACAAGUGCGGGGGGUUUUGCCACGGUGGCCUUUGGGGUCCUGCCCGAGAUCGUCGGCGUGUCACGUGUGGUCAACGCCACGGGGCUGUGCAUGAUGGCCAUGAGCGUCGGGGGGCUGCUGGGGCCGCCUCUCUCUGGUUUCCUGAGGGACCUGACGGGAGACUUCACCGCUUCGUUCCUGGUCGGAGGGUCCUUCGUUCUCUGCGCCAGUGGGGUUUUUGCUGCCCUCCCCUCCUUCUGCCCCGGCUGCUGCAAGGACGAUGCCGAUCCCAGGGCCCGAGGAACACUUGACUCGGUCCCCCCUCUGCUGCCUUCUCCCCUCACGAGCAAAUGUUCGCAGGUAUGA
Lacerta agilis (Sand lizard) is the source of this 1290-nucleotide messenger RNA. RefSeq names its product solute carrier family 16 member 11 (gene SLC16A11). Gene Ontology annotation, biological process: monocarboxylic acid transport; transmembrane transport. The record is from RefSeq and is a predicted model, not a curated record. Gene Ontology annotation, molecular function: monocarboxylic acid transmembrane transporter activity. NCBI's taxonomy places the organism in Eukaryota, Metazoa, Chordata, Lepidosauria, Squamata, Lacertidae. The coding region runs from base 1 to 1290 and encodes 429 amino acids. The transcript is spliced from 4 exons.